Messenger RNA from Anguilla anguilla (European eel), 2025 nucleotides. It is a transcript of the gene trit1, whose product is annotated as tRNA isopentenyltransferase 1. The record is from RefSeq and is a predicted model, not a curated record. Lineage: Eukaryota; Metazoa; Chordata; Actinopteri; Anguilliformes; Anguillidae. The coding region runs from base 71 to 1414 and encodes 447 amino acids. The transcript has 11 exons. Gene Ontology annotation, molecular function: tRNA dimethylallyltransferase activity; ATP binding. Gene Ontology annotation, biological process: tRNA modification. Gene Ontology annotation, cellular component: mitochondrion.
AUAAGUCUGUCCAGUUCUCCGACCUUCCCCGCAUGCUUCUUGAUGCUCGCCGUAUAGCAGGGUUGACGUGAUGGCGACAGCCUCUCUCGUCAUGCGCAAGUUGAAGCGAAGUAUCUUACCACCCCUCGUCGUGAUUCUGGGGGCCACUGGCACUGGCAAGUCCAAACUGGCAAUUGAAAUAGGAAAACGUCUUGAAGGCGAAAUAAUCAGCGCAGAUUCCAUGCAGGUGUACCGAGGGCUCGACAUCAUCACCAACAAGGUGACGGCGGAAGAGCAGGCCGAGUGCCCGCAUCACAUGAUCAGCGUGGUGGACCCGCUGGUGACCAACUACACGGUGAUAGACUUCAGGAACCAGGCCCUGUCUCUCAUCCAGGACGUGCGCCGCAGGGACAGGCUGCCCAUCGUCGUGGGAGGCACCAACUACUACAUCGAGGCCCUGCUGUGGAACGUGCUGGUGGACACGGGGGCGAGUAAAGGAGACUGCAGGGGUUUGCCUGAUACGAGGGCGGAGCUGGAAAAACUGGGCGGGGCCGAGCUGCACCGGCGCCUGGCCGAGGUGGACCCCGACAUGGCGGCGACUCUCCACCCCCACAACGUGCGCAAGAUCGCCAGGAGCCUGCAGGUGCACCAGGAGACGGGCGUGGCCCACAGCCGGCUGCUGGAGGAGCAGAGGGCGCAGGAGGGCGGGGGCGGGCUGGGCGGCCCGCUGCGCUUCCCGCACGCCUGCAUCUUCUGGCUGCACGGCAACACGGAAGGUCUGGGUGAGAGGCUGGACAAGCGCGUGGAUGAGAUGCUCUCCGCCGGGCUGAUCGAGGAGCUGAAGGAGUUCCACCGGCGGUACAAUGAGCAGCAGGUCCAGGAGAACAGACAGGACUACCAGCACGGCGUCUUCCAGUCCAUCGGCUUUAAGGAGUUCCACCAGUACCUGACUGCGGGCCCCGGGGUCAGCGAGGAGGAGAGGGCUCAGCUGCUCCAGAAAGGCGUAGAGCAACUGAAGAGAGCCACCAGGCGCUAUGCCCAAAAGCAGAACAAGUGGGUCCGCAACCGCUUUCUGAAGAGGCCUGGAGCCAAUGUCCCCCCGGUGUUUGGACUGGAUGUGACAGACGUUUCCGAUUGGGAGAAGACUGUUCUCACACCUGCCUUAGAGGUUUUGGAUAGUCUUCAAAAGGGAGAGAAGCCGGCCCUGGAGCCAAUCAGGGUGGAAGGGGCGGAGCGGAGCAACAAGCGCAGCCGACACGAGUGCGAGCCGUGCGCCAGGGUGAUCAUCGGGGAGCUGGAGUGGGCAGUACACCUGAAGUCCAAAAGCCACCAACACCAUUUGAAAAAGAAGAGGAAGUCUGAGCUCGCCGCGCAGCAGCACCAGGCCUUGGCCUCUCCGUGUGACGCGCCACCCAGCACAGAGAGCCCGUCGUAGGCCACUGCCGGCACUCCAGUCCCAGGCUCUGAACGGGCCUACCUGAAGCCGGACGCAAGGGCCCAGUUCCUGCAUGAUGUCAUGGCCCACGAGGGGCUUUAAAACUGUGUCCACCUGCACUUCUGUACCAGGAAACACUGCUGUCGUGACUGCUACUCAAAGCUGGGCGGUGCUGGCGCAGGUGGCAGGAGAAUUUGCGGGCGUUUGCUCUGGUCUGCGUGUGGGGUCCUUCUCGGCUCCAGCUGGCUCUGAAUUCGGCCUGGACACUCUGUUUAGUAGUCCUCCUCUCCCUAAGACCAUGGUCUGAACACACUUUAAUACGCACGGCUGCUGAAUCCAGUCAGUGGCUCUGACCCUCGUCCAUGGGGGGAAAGUAUCUCUCCCUGGCUUUACUUUAUUCUAAUCUGGAACGACACACUGCAGGCCUGCGUCACUCAAGACUGUGCGUGUUAGUCUAAAGCGUGAGUGACUUGGAAGUAUGCGUGGGACUUGCGAGGAUGAUUGUGUGUGUGUGUGUGUGUGUGUGCGUGCCCAUGCGUGUGUAUUUGUGCGUGUGCAUGUAGGCUUGCUUUGUGUGUAUGUGUGUGUGCAGGCUUGCUUUGUGAGUGUGU